AUGGAACAGGUUUUACGCCUUGUCCUUUUCAUUUUAUAUACACUAUGUUGUAUGAUUGAUGGUGAUCAUUUUCGUGGUGGUAUCAUUUCAUGGCGUCCGUUAAAUAAUACAGUAACGGGCACGUCUACACAGAUUCUUUUACAUCAAAGAUACUUUUGGUAUAGAUUAUGGGGCAGUUUUCCUGCACCUUUAUGCUUCGAAUCAGAUAUCCUUAUCCAAAGACCUAUUAAUGUAUCCGGUGCUACUUUGCUCUGUUUAAGAAACUGCACAAGUUCUAAUUAUCCUACAAGUGGACUUUCAGCCAAUAUGAUAACUUCAGAUUGUGAUACAAGCUCGAUCAUUCAAUCAUGGGGUGGUGAACGCUACGAUACUUUGACAAUGCCUUUGACAACAUCAAUUACAAUUGGCUAUACAGGAAGUGCAUGGAUGACUACACUCUGGAAAGGUUUUAGUGGUGCAUGGGCAAUUGUCAAUCGAAUGAAUCUAGCUCCGAGACCUGAUGGUUAUAUCAAUUCCAGUCCUGUUACAACUACAUUACCAUGUAUACUUUACCAAAGAGGUGUACCAGUAGUUCAUAUUGUACAAAUGGCAGAUAAUGAUGGUACUGAUAUAUUGCAAUGUCGUUGGUCCAACUCGAAUUCCACAUAUAAUUACAACCGAAAUGAUGAAUGUGGAAGUGUCUGUAUGGCAUUACCCCCGCCAUAUACACUUACCGGAUCCAAUUGUACGUUAACUUUCACUCUAACAGUUGCUAAUAAAUAUUAUGCUUGUGCACUGCAAAUCGAAGAUUAUUAUGACUCUAGCUCCCCGAAUCCAAUGAGUUCAGUUCCAAUACAAUUCUUAUUCUAUGCAUACAAUAUUACAGCUGGUGCAUGUGCAACUGCUCCUUUAAUUAUUGGUGUCCGUCCAAAUAGAGCUUGCAUUGGAGUUCCAAUUGGUGUUCAGCUCAAUGAAACUGUACAGGUACAAACAUACUGUCCUGGCCAAACAAUUGUUAAUUUUGUCACUAGUUCACCUGUUGGAAUGACACAUAGUGCUAUUAGUAAUCCAAGUUCUGGUUUGUGGGUAAUGACAUUGACAUGGACACCCUCAUCAACACAAUUAGGUCCUCAAGGUUUUUGUGCUGGUGCAAUGGACAAUAGUAGUUUACAAUCAGCUCCAUGGUGUAUUACAUAUCUAGUUGGCUAUGACUCACCAAAUUUAAUUCGUCCCACAUUGGUACAAGGAUCAGCAAGUCCAAUAGGUACUGUCUUUUCAAAUCAAUCGUUGUUUUCGAUACAAGCAACAAAUGCAGUUGGUCGUCCUUCUCGUAAUGGAACAAAUAUCUGCUUUCACUUGGACACUACAAAUGCAUCAGUUCUAUGUUAUGAUGCUGGAUAUUCUCCAAAUGUUAUUUACACUGGAUAUACAAUUGUGAUUGUAACAACUAUAACAUGGACACCUGGUCAAUCCUAUUAUGUAACAAUGGAUAAUGGAUUUGCUAGUGGAAGUGUAUUCUGUCAUGCUGAAUCGUUAGCCAUUACUGAUAAAACAUUUUGGCGAUUCGAUAUCUGGAAUCCAGCACUUUCAAGUACAACUACAACAACCACUACUCCACCAACAACUCAUACAGUUACAAGCCUAGGAACAACUACUACUUCAAUCAAUACUGCAUGUACAACAAGUGGAAUAGUAGUAACUAGUACGAAUGCUUCUACAACUACAACAACUGCCAGUACUACACCUCCAACUACAGCUGCUCCAACAACAGCAGGCCCGACUACCACAGGCGUAACAACUGAAUCAACUAUUCCUGUUUUUUAUCCACUAGAUUUCGAAAAUGCAUGUAAACAACCAGUUGCAAUUAUGUCAGCAGUUCUCAUGGUUGCUUUCAUGCCCAUACAUACUCUGGCAAUGUAUGCUGCUUUCACAAAGUUCACGAAUAUGUUCAAACCAUCAAACAUUGCCGCAAAAGCAAGACAUCAACAACGAAUGAAAAAUAUUCUUCGACGCUAA
Molecule: messenger RNA, 1995 nt
Organism: Adineta steineri
Lineage: Eukaryota; Metazoa; Rotifera; Eurotatoria; Adinetida; Adinetidae
Source: the annotation of a GenBank genome assembly